CCAUUCGAACUUUGUGUGCUUUGUGCGUCUGCGCGCGGACGCGCUUGCUAAAACAAAGUGUGAAAGGAGUUAUGACGAAAGUGAUUUCGUUGUGCAGCUCAGUACAUAACUGUAGAUAAACUGUGUAAGCGGAACUUGUGCAAGGCUAGUUUGGUCUAUUGUGCACUUUUCAUUUGAUCUGGUGCAAGAGAUGAGUAGCCUUGCAGAAAAACAUUUGGGUGUUCCUGUCACGCUCGCCAACUACAACUUUGAUGACGAGGAGCCUGUGAUGUAUAUCAUAAAAGAAGGCGUUGAUUUUGUGAAUCUUCCCAACACUUCCGGAUACGAGAGGGCAUUGCAGGCGCACUUGGAAAACGCGAAGGUGAUUUGUGACCUAUGUUGGGAAAUGUUGAACGUUGGUGACUGGAAGAAAGUCCAGCUAUGUUGGAGGCAGAUGUACAGCUUCGGCAGUUUACUGAAAGCACUAUGCGAACUUGGACUGAAGAAACCCACGAAGGAUAUUCUGCACUCCUGUGACAUGGGUCUUAUAAUGGGGGCUCCUAUAAUGGACAACAUACUGGCAAAGCUGGCGAGUAAAGUCCAUAAGGAAUUACCAGAGCUGAUUUCUCCUGCACUUCUUGAGAAGAUAGACUGCAAGGAAGCUCACUCGAUGACCUUGAAGUUUCCUUUGAGUCGCAUUGAAUGCCCAUCUUUGGAACAUUUUAUGAAAACAUAUUUACUAGAGGAGAAGCCUGUGAUUAUAACCAAAGGAAUGGACUACUGGCCUGCAUUGUCGACGCGACCAUGGAGCAUAAAGCACCUUGUGAGUAUUGCAGGUGGCCGCAUUGUGCCUGUGGAGUUGGGGAGUAAGUACACUGAUGAGGACUGGUCACAGAAGCUCAUGACCCUGGCAUCUUUUGUCCGCACCCACAUUCUGAAAGAGGAGGGCCCGGAUGUAGGGUUGGGAUACAUGGCUCAGCAUCAGCUAUUCCAUCAGAUUCCAGAGCUGCAAGAUGACAUAUGCACACCAACUUACUGCUGCCUUUCGGAAAAAGAGGGCGAUGAGCCAGACAUAAACCUUUGGUUUGGCCCCGAAGGCACUGUUUCCCCAUUGCAUCAUGACCCCAAAAACAAUCUUCUGGCACAACAAGCAUGCUGAAAGCUACGCAGAGAAGGGAUGACAAGUGGGCAAGAAGCUACGUCCAUUCAUCAGUGUGCGUCAUGACCUUGAGCACUUUGUUUCAAGGGAAGCAUGUGUUGACUGACCUGUGUAGCUGGUGAUGGUUGUGUUCCAAAAAAAUCCUCCUCACCCACAGCUGGCGAGUACCAAAGAAAUAAUAUAAAUGAAGCAAAAUAAAUUUCCUUUCCGGGGCUGGGGUUUGAACCCAGGUCCCUCCGGUCCGAAAGCGAGUGCCUUGCACACUAAGCCACGAGCCCAUGCUUGUCCAAUGUGAACUGAACUGAAGCAUACGAAUGCAGUCUACCGACGAUGCAAAAAACAAUUGGGAAGUAGUAUACUUGCUAUGGGCGCUUCAUUGAAAAAUUUCAUGUUGGUGGACUAAAAGCGAUCUGCUGUGCAACGCGUAAUGUCAUUAUCAGGAAUUGCUCAUUUUAGGAGAAUACCGACUUCGAGAAAAUUGAAUUCCUAACCCGCGUUUCCAUGAUCGUGUGAUGGUCCUUUCGUUGGGCCAUUCUACAGGAUGACGAACACAGGAAAGAACAUGAAAGACGCCAUGCCAUUAGGCCUGAAAACAGCGCUCCUGAACAAGCCGCUACCUAUAAAGAAAGAAAGAAAGAGAAGCAGUACGUCAGGCACUCCUAGCCUUGCUUGCCCCCAUUUCCCCGAUUGGGGAAGGGCUCCUGAAUAUUUUUUUUUUGAACGCGCGGCUUACUUUCAGUAAAAUCGCGAGUACGCUAGUGUAUUUCUAUACUGUGUGUUAUUCUAGAACUAUAGAGUGCAGCGCGGGCAUGUUGCGGCAUCCUGCGGCGGCCGUGGUAACUAUGCAGCUCAUGAUGCUCAAAUAAACCAAUUACUGUGGACUUGGUGUUUAUGAUGUUGCCACUUUGGAUCAUGGCAUCAUUUAUCGAGAGAAGAGCGAGCGAUUUUUAGCUGACUUUGAGAAUUAAUUUUAAAUUCCGUGCUGCGUGCUGCACUAUAAUGUUUAGCUCACAUGUUUUCAGGAGCCUCGACUACCGAUUGGCGGCAUUUUCUGACCAUACUCAAAAAGUGUUGCAGGGCCCCUUUAACUUCUCAAGUCUCUUUGUUAUUCUCCCUAUAUGUUAGUACUGGCAAUAUACAAUCGUUGUACAGUUCCUGCUUUAGGGACAGUGGUAAGUUGCCAGUCAUGAGUUAGGGAUAUCUGCUGUAUACACACAGUCCCAUCCUUAUUCUGCGAUAAAUUACCUUUACAUCUAUAGGUUCCCCUGUUAGUAAUGACCUAGAUAUACAUACUCUUGUAAGGAUUCUAGGGUUGGGUUACCAUUUGCAAACUCUCAUUCUUUCAGCAGGCCUCCUAACAUCAUCUUUGUCUUAUGCAUAUUUGUCGUAAGCCUACUUUUAAACUUCCUCGCUCAGUUAAAGAUAGAGAGGUGUGUGGGAAUUUGGUGCGUGUCAUGUACACGUGUUCUAAAUUUAUGGUACCAAUAGUAUGAACUUUAUGAAUGCCCCUUUUAAUUUAAAGAAAGUUUUCAACUGCAAGAAUAGAAUGCUAGCAAGGACAGUAUAUUUCUUUUUUAUUGACAGUUUUAUAUUUCAUUUAUUGGCUAAGUUCGUGUUCAACAUGAAUAAUCAUUUAGCAUGUAUGUUUUUAAACUUUUAUGCUUUAAUAAAUAGGUCUGUUUCUGAUGCACACGAAAUAAAAUUGUAUGUACUUCACUGUGACGUGUAAUUAAUGCUAGCAUUGUUACUUAUGAUCAGUAUUGGCAUCGCUUCAAAACACACACCUAUAGUUGUAAGAAGCUGGUGCCCCACAGUUCUUACUUUAACUGCUGCUUGAAGUGCCUGUGAUGAUGAAAAAUGCAUUGAGGAAGCAAAGUUUUUGUUAAAAUAUUUCUGAGUGCUGCAAAUGACACUUAUUCAGUGCUUUUUCUAUUAUUUGUUCUUGUUUAGGUGUUCGGAGAGAAGUACAUUCGCCUCUAUGAAAAAUCGCAAACUCAUUGCCUGUAUCCUUAUGAAGAGCGGCUGCUUGAAAAUACAAGCCAGG
Molecule: messenger RNA, 3182 nt
Organism: Rhipicephalus sanguineus (brown dog tick)
Lineage: Eukaryota; Metazoa; Arthropoda; Arachnida; Ixodida; Ixodidae
Gene: JMJD5
Product: lysine-specific demethylase 8
Exons: 8
Coding region: 191-1138 (315 amino acids)
Cellular component (GO): nucleus
Molecular function (GO): histone H3K36 demethylase activity
Source: RefSeq, a predicted model, not a curated record